Messenger RNA from Sphaeroforma arctica JP610, 642 nucleotides. Its product is annotated as endothelial differentiation-like factor 1. Gene Ontology annotation, cellular component: nucleus. The coding region runs from base 51 to 491 and encodes 146 amino acids. NCBI's taxonomy places the organism in Eukaryota, Ichthyosporea, Ichthyophonida. The record is from RefSeq and is a predicted model, not a curated record. Gene Ontology annotation, molecular function: DNA binding. The transcript has 5 exons.
GUUGCAGUACACUACACACGUAAACAAUAUUUACAACAUAUAUAUACAGGAUGUCUGAAGAUUGGGAUACAGUGGUAAUCCGUAAGAAGCCCACACGCGCUUCGGAUGCGAAAAAGGCUUCUAACGUCAACGCUGCCAUCCGCAGUGGGGCUGGGGUCGAGACAAAUGAGCGUUUCAAUGGCUCUGGAAACAGACAGCACCAAUCUACAAAGGAUACCGCCAAGCUCGAUCGUGAGACGGAAGAGCUGAAACAUGCUACUGUCAGUGUAACCGUAUCGAAGGCACUUAUGCAAGCGAGACAAGCCAAGGGCAUGUCACAGAAAGAGCUGGCAACGAAAGUCAAUGAGAAACCUCAAAUUGUCAACGAAUAUGAAUCUGGAAAGGCCAUUCCAAAUAAUCAGGUUCUUGGAAAGCUGGAACGAGCUCUUGGCGUAAAACUCCGUGGUAAAAACAUCGGUGCUCCUCUGGUACAGGGUCCCAAAAAGAAGUAAUUUGCUGUACGUCAAUGGAUAUCUCGGAUCUUGGGAGGGUGAUGUGAUCGUCCUUUAGUUAGUUUUAGGUUCGAUUCAGUUGGAAUUCCUGGGUGUAGAUUGGACCCGAUUGCAACUGUUUCUCACUAAUAAAUUGGAAGGUUAGUUUCUG